GCAGCAUCCCGGCGCUGGGCUCCCUUCUGCCGGUCCCGCCCUCCGUCGCGCCGGCGCGGUGCACACUGGGAUAGGGAGCGAUCUCCGAGCGAGGCAGCAAGAUGGACGCGGGAUUCUUCCGCGGAACAAGUGCGGAACAGGAUAAUCGGUUCAGCAACAAACAGAAGAAACUCCUCAAGCAGCUGAAAUUCGCAGAAUGUCUAGAAAAAAAGGUGGACAUGAGCAAAGUAAAUUUGGAGGUUAUAAAGCCUUGGAUAACAAAAAGAGUAACUGAAAUCCUUGGAUUUGAAGAUGAUGUUGUGAUUGAGUUUAUAUUCAACCAGCUGGAAGUGAAGAAUCCAGAUUCCAAAAUGAUGCAAAUCAACCUGACUGGAUUUUUGAACGGGAAAAAUGCUCGAGAAUUCAUGGGAGAGCUGUGGCCCCUGCUGCUGAGUGCCCAGGAGAACAUCGCCGGGAUCCCCUCUGCUUUCCUGGAGUUGAAGAAGGAAGAAAUAAAACAGAGACAAAUUGAGCAAGAAAAGUUAGCAUCUCUGAAAAAACAAGAUGAAGAUAAAGAUAAGAGGGAUAAGGAAGAAAAAGAGAGCAGCAGAGAGAAAAGGGAGCGCUCUCGCAGCCCAAGGAGACGCAAAUCCAGAUCUCCUUCCCCUAGAAGACGGUCUUCCCCUGUCAGGAGAGAGAGAAAGCGCAGUCACUCUCGAUCUCCCCGUCACAGAACCAAGAGCCGGAGCCCUUCCCCUGCCCCAGAAAAGAAGGAGAAAUCUCCAGAGCUCCCAGAACCAUCAGUGAGAACAAAAGACUCUUCAGUACAGGAGGCCACGUCUACAAGUGACAUCCUGAAAGCUCCCAAGCCUGAGCCUGUACCAGAGCCCAAAGAACCUUCUCCAGAAAAAAAUUCCAAAAAGGAAAAGGAAAAGACUAGACCAAGAUCGCGAUCACGUUCCAAAUCACGAUCUCGGACCCGUUCUCGAUCACCUUCUCAUACUAGACCAAGACGGCGACAUAGAUCCCGAUCGAGGUCUUACUCUCCUAGAAGGCGGCCAAGCCCAAGAAGGCGACCAUCUCCUCGAAGAAGAACUCCACCAAGACGGAUGCCCCCUCCACCAAGACACAGGAGGAGUAGGUCUCCAGGCAGACGAAGGAGGCGCUCUUCCGCAUCACUGUCUGGAAGUAGCUCUUCGUCCUCUUCAUCUCGUUCCCGGUCACCACCAAAGAAGCCCCCCAAGAGGACAUCCAGCCCCCCUCGAAAAACUCGAAGGUUAUCUCCUUCAGCAAGUCCUCCAAGGCGAAGGCACAGGCCAUCAUCUCCAGCAACUCCACCACCUAAAACUCGCCAUUCUCCAACCCCUCAGCAGUCGAACCGCACAAGGAAAAGUCGUGUUUCUGUGUCUCCAGGAAGAACUUCGGGUAAAGUGGCAAAACAUAAAGGUACUGAGAAAAGAGAGUCACCUUCACCAGCACCCAAGCCGAGAAAAGUGGAGUUGUCGGAGUCUGAAGAAGACAAAGGCAGCAAGAUGGCUGUAGCCGAUUCUGUGCAGCAGAGGCGCCAGUAUAGACGACAGAACCAGCAGUCUUCAUCUGACUCUGGCUCCUCUUCCACCUCAGAAGAUGAGCGGCCCAAGAGAUCCCAUGUGAAGAAUGGUGAGGUGGGCAGGCGGCGGAGACAUUCUGCUUCUCGGAGUGCCUCUCCAUCACCUCGCAAGCGCCCAAAAGAGACUUCUCCUCGGAUGCAGAUGGGGAAGCGAUGGCAAUCGCCAGUGACUAAAAGUGGUAGAAGGAGGAGAAGUCCCUCUCCACCACCAGCUAGAAGGCGACGAUCUCCUUCUCCAGCUCCUCCCCCUCCUCCUCCCCCUCCUCCUCGGCGGCGCAGAUCUCCCACCCCACCACCACGACGAAGGACUCCUUCUCCUCCCCCACGCCGCCGCUCACCUUCUCCAAGAAGAUACUCUCCUCCCAUCCAGAGGAGAUACUCUCCUUCCCCGCCUCCAAAGAGGAGAACCGCCUCGCCCCCACCCCAGCCCAAGCGAAGGGCAUCACCAUCUCCACCACCAAAGCGCCGGGUCUCCCACUCUCCACCUCCCAAACAGAGAAGCCCCCCAGUCACCAAGAGACGCUCGCCCUCCUUAUCUUCAAAGCAUAGGAAGGGGGCUUCCCCAGGCCGCUCCACCCGAGAGGCCCGGUCACCACAACCAAACAAACGACAUUCGCCCUCACCACGUCCUCGAGCUCCUCAGACCUCAAGUCCUCCCCCUGUUGGAAGAGGAGCAUCAGCAUCACCCCAAGGAAGGCAGUCCCCAUCUCCAAGUACUAGGCCCAUUAGGAGAGUCUCCAGGACUCCGGAGCCUAAGAAGAUUAAAAAGGCUGCCUCACCAAGCCCUCAGUCCGUAAGAAGGGUUUCCUCCUCCCGAUCUGUCUCUGGAUCUCCUGAGCCAGCAGCUAAAAAGCCUCCAGCACCUCCGUCUCCUGUCCAGUCUCAGUCACCCUCCACAAACUGGUCGCCUGCAGUACCAGUCAAAAAGGCUAAAAGCCCAACACCAAGCCCGUCCCCUGCCAGGAAUUCUGAUCAAGAAGGAGGUGGAAAAAAGAAGAAGAAGAAGAAGGACAAGAAACACAAGAAGGAUAAGAAACACAAGAAGCACAAAAAACACAAGAAGGAGAAGGCUGUGGCUGUAGCCCCUGCAGCUCCUGCACCCCCUGCAGCUGUUUCUGCUGCCACCACCACAUCAGCACAGGACGAGCCUGCGGCAGCACCAGAGCCCAGGAAGGAGACUGAAAGUGAAGCUGAAGACAACCUUGAUGACCUAGAAAGGCACCUGAGGGAGAAGGCCCUGCGGUCCAUGCGGAAGGCUCAAGUGUCCCCACAGUCCUAGGUGGACAUGUUUGUUACGUUGUAAAUUUGAUUUGGUUUGUACUCAAUUCAAUUUCAAAAUUGCUAAAAUGUGUUUGAGCUUUAGACUAUAACAUUUGUUGUAAUAAUUGCUAGGUUGAAGUUCACCAUGUUUUAAAAAAAGGGGCAUGGAUUUACAUUACAAAGGCGUCCAUGGUGUAUUAGUGACAUUCUUCCAUUGACAUUUAGAGUGAAAUAUUUUAAGCCAAAAAAAAAAUGUUUUUAAGGGCGUUUAAAUAUUGUUGACAUUCUUGUGGUUCCUUCAAAUGCCCUUGCCUCUCCCCAGAGUUAGUUUGCUUUCCUCACCCACCUCUUCUUUUCUUCUUCCUUUCUCUUAAAUUUUAGCAUCCAUGUAAAUUAUGCUUUCAACCCUGGAUAGGUUCGUUCGUAAGCUUGCCAGAGGGAGACCACUGUUGAAGUACAAAGGUCUGAGUGAGUGUUUUAAUGCCACCAACACUCCUGUUCCUGUGGAGUCUCUGCUGACACCUGGGGUUCCAGCUCUAGAGAGCAGGGGAGGCACUGCUCACGGAUGCCGAAAGUCUGUCUGUGUGUGACGGGCUCAUAAGUUGAUUUAGAACUCUGGGAUUUUGUCCUCUUUGGGUUGGUUUGUUUUGCCCCCCCCCCUUUUUUUUCUCUUUUGUAAAGGCAAGUUAUCUGACCCAGCAAGGACCCUUCAGUUAGAUACAUUUGUUUAUGAAACUUGGUGGCUCCCAUCCAUGUUUUUCCCUACUCUUCGAAUUGGUACACAACUGAAGAGCUCUUGCAUUGGCCGGCUGGGAGGGCCUGGACUGGACACAGUGUCUUGGUUUCACUUGUUUUAUUUUAUUUUAUUUUUUAACUAAAGCUAUAUAAAGCUUGUGGAUUAAACAGAAUAAAUUUCUAAAUUUAA
Messenger RNA from Onychomys torridus (southern grasshopper mouse), 3773 nucleotides. It is a transcript of the gene Srrm1, whose product is annotated as serine and arginine repetitive matrix 1. Gene Ontology annotation, biological process: regulation of mRNA splicing, via spliceosome; mRNA processing. The coding region runs from base 102 to 2867 and encodes 921 amino acids. Gene Ontology annotation, molecular function: RNA binding. The transcript is spliced from 18 exons. The record is from RefSeq and is a predicted model, not a curated record. Gene Ontology annotation, cellular component: spliceosomal complex. Lineage: Eukaryota; Metazoa; Chordata; Mammalia; Rodentia; Cricetidae.